Musca vetustissima is the source of this 555-nucleotide messenger RNA. RefSeq names its product phosphomevalonate kinase. The transcript is spliced from 3 exons. Gene Ontology annotation, molecular function: phosphomevalonate kinase activity. Bases 1 to 555 code for a protein of 184 amino acids. Gene Ontology annotation, cellular component: cytoplasm. The record is from RefSeq and is a predicted model, not a curated record. Gene Ontology annotation, biological process: isopentenyl diphosphate biosynthetic process, mevalonate pathway; cholesterol biosynthetic process. NCBI's taxonomy places the organism in Eukaryota, Metazoa, Arthropoda, Insecta, Diptera, Muscidae.
AUGACCGACAUACAGCGCAUUAUACUCAUAAGUGGAAAGAGGAAAUGUGGGAAGGAUUUCAUAUCAGAAAAAUUAAAACAAAGACUAGGUGACCGGUGUCAAAUUGUUAGGAUAUCGGAACCAAUAAAAUCGGAAUGGGCAAAAAAGAUGCAGCUUGAUUUAAAAGAGCUGCUAAGUGAUGGACCCUAUAAAGAGAAAUAUAGAAAAGCCAUGAUCGAUUGGAGCGAUGAAGUUCGAAAGCAAUGUUAUGGAUAUUUCUGUAAGACUGCAAUGGAGAAAGCCAAUUCGGAAAUUAUAGUUGUAAGUGAUGUGCGCAGAAUGAAUGACAUUCGCUAUUUCCAUGAAACAUAUGGCGACAAAGUUGCCUGUAUGCGCCUUACGUGCCCCGAUUCGAUUAGAAUUGAGAGGGGAUUUGUAUAUACACCUGGUAUAGAUGAUAUCGAGUCAGAGUGUGGGCUAGAUAACUACAACAAAUGGGAUCUGGUGUUGGAAAAUGACAAUAAGCUGAGUUCGGAUCAUUUAAUUAAUUUAAUUAUUGAAAAAUUCUCACUAUAA